Messenger RNA from Cladophialophora psammophila CBS 110553, 1662 nucleotides. RefSeq lists its product as uncharacterized. The transcript has 2 exons. Gene Ontology annotation, cellular component: Swr1 complex. Bases 1 to 1662 code for a protein of 553 amino acids. NCBI's taxonomy places the organism in Eukaryota, Fungi, Ascomycota, Eurotiomycetes, Chaetothyriales, Herpotrichiellaceae. Gene Ontology annotation, molecular function: ATP-dependent H2AZ histone chaperone activity. Gene Ontology annotation, biological process: chromatin remodeling. The record is from RefSeq and is a predicted model, not a curated record.
AUGGAGCCACCUCCGCCUCCGCCGCCACCGCAUGGCACAAAUCCUCAAGGCGGUGGCAGGUCCGGAGGUCUCCCUAACGGCAAAUAUGACAUUUUUGUCAUCCCUCCACAUUCCUCGGGCUCGGGCUUCCUAUACCUCCCUUCGCUCCAGACACACCGCAAUUCAUUCUUGGCCGGAGUCUUCUGCACCGCAGCCUCCUUCUUUAUCUACUACACCGCUGUGCCCGUUGUCAAGGAAUGGCUAUUAAGUACCAUCAACAGUGGUGGGACGGGAGUCUUCACGCUCAUUUGCGGUGUUGCAGUGGUGGCCUGGGCAUUUGGAAAGACUCAGAGUGAAUGGCAAAGCUAUAGCGGAUUUAAUCGUGGAGGUGCUGAUACCGGUUCUGGCGGUCCAGGCCAUGGUGGUUACGGCAACACUGGAUCUUACACACAACCCGGGCCUCAACCGCAGACUCAACCCCCUCCGCCGCCUCCCCCUCCCCCUCCAAAUCCCGGAGCAGCUGGCCCUCCUCCACCUCCGCCUAACCAUGGAACAAGCAGUCCUCCCCCCCAGUCAUCGUGGCAGAGACCGCCACCCCAGGCCAACACCAAAGCUAAUACUACGAGCGCUAAGUCAAGCUGGGAGAAGGCGAGAGAAGAAACGAGAAAAAGAGAAGAAGAGAGGAAACGAGCCGAGGAACUGAAAAGACGGAGGGAGGAAUUGGAAAAGGAACGACAGAGACAGAAGGAGGAGUUGGAGAAAGAGCGACAGAGGCAAGAACAAGUAGAAAAGGAGCGGCAGAGGCAGAAAGAAGAACUGGAGAAGGAGCUCCAGAGGCAAAAAGAAGAACUAGAGAGGGAACGGCAGAGACAAAAGGAGCAUCUAGAGAGGGAGCGGUUGAAGCUCAGAGAAAAAGAGUUGCUAGAGAGACUUGAACGCGAGCGCAAAGAGAAGAAAGAGCGUGAAGAAAAGGAGGCUGCCGCAAAAGCCGCCGCCGCCGCCGAAGCUGCCGCAGCUGCAGCAGCUGAGAAGGAGAAGCAAGAGCAGGGUGUCCGAAGCCCCCCCAAGCGUCCGCCCAUGCCGACAGCGACCACGGAACGAGACGACGAUGCAUACUCCUUUAGACCCUACGACCGACCGAAACGAACACACAAAGCCAACUCUGCGGCUUCGAUGUACUCAGAAUCCUCGUACGUCCCGUCAGAGAGCACCGCCAAAACCACACCACCGGCUUCAGUGCGUGGGCCUUAUUCGACCAAAGACCCUGACAAGAUCAUUAUCAAGGGCGUCUUUUCCUUCAACAAUGCCUUCAUGCGAACCCCGAUUUCCCAGCUGGUAUCUGGACAAGGUAAUGUCACAGACGGACUGAUUUUGCGGAUUACGACCGAGGGCCUAUUCAUCGACGACGACGUACGAGGAGUGCCACAGCGUGAGUGGGAUGUUAAGGCCUGGACGAUGAAAUUGGCAGAGAGCUGCGAACUCUCCGGCCUCCACGUCCUCCGCGCGAGCAUUCGCGAUCAAGAAGGCAAGAAGUACGUCUUUAUUCUGUCUCAAUCCGAAGGGUGGAAAGUCGCUGUUGGUCUUCAGCGGCUGAGAAGGGGAACGCAAGUCCGUGCGCUGGGUGUCGCUGGGUUGCCGAUGAAUGAAGCCAAAGCAAUUCUGGAAAAUCUGGGAUUUGCCUAG